Messenger RNA from Carassius gibelio (silver crucian carp), 2633 nucleotides. RefSeq names its product myosin binding protein Hb (gene mybphb). Gene Ontology annotation, molecular function: protein binding. The coding region runs from base 723 to 2273 and encodes 516 amino acids. Lineage: Eukaryota; Metazoa; Chordata; Actinopteri; Cypriniformes; Cyprinidae. The record is from RefSeq and is a predicted model, not a curated record. The transcript is spliced from 13 exons.
UUAAGCUGAAAAUUCCAGAAAGAAAAAUUUUGCACUUUAAAUGCCCGGAUGAUGCACUUAAGUAAUAAAGUGUAGAAUGUUGAACACUUCAUGCCCUCAACUGUAGCAGCUUUAAUUACGUAGCGAGGGAGGAGGGGCUAUCAAACUCCGUUUAUAAGUUAAAGAAAAAACUUAUAUAAUUCAUAUGGUCGACUACAUAGGUUAUAAGUGCAUAGUGUAAUUUUCGAUCAAGUGCAUCAUCCGGGUAUUUGAAGUGAACCUUUUCUUUUUUUUUGGAAUUUUAAAUGUGAACACACUGCAAACCCUUUUUAUGAAACAUCUUAGAAUAGUGCAUAAGUACCCAAUUUGGGACGCACUUUUUAGGCUACAUCUUGUCGUUACUAAAGCAUUUAAAUGCAGUUUAAAUCUUGCCUUUUUAUUUUCUGAAAAUAAAAAUCGGUUUAGUAUGUAUAGGCUACUUAAAAUGCCGCUCGCCCACGCCUCAGAAGGCUACUCGCACACUUCUUAUCGACAGUGACACUCGACUGUGAGUAGCUACAGUGUUUAUAUACAGCAUAAGUGAGCGUGAUGCUGAGAGCUCUGCUCUCUCACUAGUCACUUGAAACUCUGCAGGGGAGGAGUUGAGUAGCACCACAUGGCUAAGGCUAUAAAUCUGGGGUGACCCAUCUUCAGACUGAGCCGAAGGACUUACUAGGUCAGAGGGAUCCCAGAAGCGGACAAGCAUGCCGGCAAAACCAGCCCCGAUAAAGAAGUCGGCUAAAGCCGCCAAGAAGGAGGAACCGGCACCGGCACCGGCACCCGCACCCGAACCAGCGCCCGAGCCCGCUCCCGCACCUGAGCCCGCGCCCGCUGAACCAGCCCCCGCCGAAGCCGCUCCAGCGGAGGCAGCACCCGCUGAACCAGCCCCGGCAGAGGCACCUCCUGCUGAAGCACCCCCUGCUGAAGCCCCACCAGCCGAACCUGCUGCAGCUGAUGCUGAAGCACCCCCUGCUGAGGAAGUCAAAGCACCUACACCUCCUCCACCUGCAGAGCCCACCAGCGAGCCUCUCGAGCUCGGAGUUGAGGAUGUCAAUGACACUUCCGUCACUAUCUCAUGGAGACCACCAGCCACCAUUGGAAACUCUGGUCUGGAUGGAUACACUGUGGAAAUCUGCAAGGAAGGAACUGGUGACUGGAAAGCGGCUAACGAGGAGCUGACUGUGUCCUGCCGUUACAUCAUUAAGAACCAGACCACCGGUGACCGCCUGAACAUCAGGGUGGUGGCUGUAAACCCUGGCGGCCACAGCGCUCCUGCAACUCUGGCCGACGCUGUCCUGGUCAGAGAGGUUGUGGAUCGCCCCAAAAUUCGUCUGCCACGUUUCCUGAGGCAGCGUUAUGUGAAAAAUGUUGGAGAGAAAAUCAACCUUGUUGUUCCCUUCAGUGGCAAACCACAGCCUGUUGUGUCAUGGACAAAAGAUGGCCAGCCUAUAGAUACUAAAAAGGUGAACAUCCGCAACACCGACAGGGACAGCAUCUUCUUCAUCCGUGCCGCAGAGAGAGCCGACUCCGGCGUGUAUGAGAUGUGUGUGAAAGUGGACAGCUUUGAGGACAAAGCCCAGGUGACUCUGCAGAUUGUUGAGUUGCCUGGACCUCCAGCAAGCAUCAAGAUCGUGGACUCCUGGGGUUUCAAUGUUGCUCUGGAAUGGACUGAACCCAAGGAUAAUGGAAACACAACUAUCACUGGAUACACCAUCCAGAAGGCUGACAAAAAAACAGGGGACUGGUUCACAGUACUGGAGCAUUAUCACAGAAUGAAUGCCACUAUUUCAGACCUGAUCAUGGGUAACACCUACAUCUUCAGGGUCUUCACUGAGAACAAGUGUGGAAUCAGUCAGGAGGCCACUGUUACAAAGACCUCAGCCACCAUCCAGAAGACAGGCAUUGACUACAAGCCUCCAGAGUACAAGGAACAUGACUUCAGCGAGGCACCCAAAUUCACCACCCCCCUGGCAGACCGCAGCACAACUGUUGGCUAUAACACCAAGCUGCUUUGCUCCGUUAGGGGAUUCCCUAAGCCCAAGAUUCAGUGGAUGAAGAAUCAGAUGAUUAUCGGCGAUGACCCCAAGUUCAGGCAAAUCAACAACCAGGGCAUCUGCUCCCUAGAGAUCCGCAAGCCCGGCAACUUUGACGGUGGCGUCUACACCUGCAAGGCCAAGAACGAGCACGGAGAGGCCUUGGUGACCUGCAAGCUGGAGGUUAAACAGCCUGUGAUUGCUGAUGCUGAUAAGAAAUAAGUUCAACCCCCACAUUCAUACAGUCCCAAAGAGGAACAGAGAAAUGUGGGAUCCCUCUCGAAAGGAUUGUGAAGACCUCUUUUGCUGAUGAGAAAAAAAAAAACAUGUAUAUAUGAAAUAAAAAUCUAUAUAAAAAUAGAAAUUUUCCUCCCAUUUCAUAAUUGAAUGCUUGGUCUCACAAUAAUGAAAAAGCACAUAUAUUUAUUAUAUGCACGUUUAGAUCAGCAGCUGCCUGCAUGUAUUGAUUCUUGUCUGUGUAUCGCCACACAUACUCCAGUCCAGUGAUGUACCUCAGAUCAAGUCCCAUCCGGACCCUCAGGAGUGUUUGAUCAAUUAAAUGAUAGUCUUUCACCCACACAA